CUGCUAGAUGCGCCCUAUACAAUGUUGUCCCGUGCUGCACUGGUUUCCUUCUGGGUAGGACUGGUUUCUGCCAGAGUCAUCUGCCCGGAUGGGCGUGUGUGCCCAGAAAAGAACACUUGCUGUCUGACCGAAGGAGGAUAUGGAUGUUGCAUCUAUCCCUCCGCCGUGUGCUGUUCUGACCAGUUGCACUGUUGUCCAGCUGGCUACCACUGCAGUGAAGCAGCUCAGUCUUGUAUGAAAGAUGGCCUGCCAUGGUUCAGACUGCCGUGGUAUAAAAACACGCCUGCUAAGGAACCAGAGAUGACUCUCUUCAAGCCUGAUUCUGAGACAAACAGCAUUCAGGAGAAGCCUUCAGGCGUGUCUGUGGUGUGGUGUGAUAACUUCUAUUACUGCCUUGAUGGUGCAACAUGCUGCAGAUACGUAUAUGGAUCCUGGUUUUGCUGCAUAUACACAUUAGGUCAGUGCUGUAGGGAUGGCAUUCACUGCUGUCCGUAUGGCACCCACUGUGAUGUCACCUCUACCCACUGUCUGAAGGGGGGUCUAGGCAUAGCUGCCACUCCUCAGCUGCCUGCCCUCAGAUCGGAUAAAGCUCAGCUGGACCCGUGCUGUCUGAGCGAAGCAGGCUGUUGUCAGGUGGGAUUCCACUGUGACAGAGAGCUGAGGGCUUGUGUGAGAGACUUUGCUGCUCCUGUACCCUGGGUCACACUGGAGCUGGCCCCUGGAGAUGGCAGCGUGGCCCUGACCACUCAGGUCAUACGCUGUGACGGACGUUUCUACUGCCCCGACGGCAACUCCUGCUGCAAGUCACCCACUGGAGAAUGGGGUUGCUGCCCGUACCCACUGGGCCAAUGCUGCCUAGAUGGUAAGCACUGCUGUGAGUACAAGUGGAAAUGUGACCCGACCUCCAUGAGCUGUGUGAAGGGAGACACCAACAUCCCUUCAUCUGCCAUGAGGGAGAUACAGCUACUGUGAUGCAGCAACCCUGCUAUGGGUCUCAUAUGCAGAACUUCACAUCAGUGGGAUUCAUCUAUUGGUGCUCAGGAUGUAGCCUACACUUCUCAGUCUUUCAUUGCUGACAUAUCAGUUUCAGCUUCAUUUAAUUGAUCCCCAUAAAUUAAAUGAUAAAUUCAUACAAUCAUGAAAUCAUCAAAACAAAUAUUUCUUCAUUCAUUUUGGAGUGGUAUCUACACUUGGAAAUAAAUUAAAAGUUACAUUAAACCUG
Messenger RNA from Alosa alosa (allis shad), 1222 nucleotides. RefSeq names its product progranulin-like. Bases 22 to 972 code for a protein of 316 amino acids. Gene Ontology annotation, cellular component: extracellular region. The record is from RefSeq and is a predicted model, not a curated record. Lineage: Eukaryota; Metazoa; Chordata; Actinopteri; Clupeiformes; Clupeidae. The transcript has 6 exons.